AUGCCUGUCCUCAAGCACAAGAGAGCCAUGGCCAACCUGCGAGGGAACCCUGCGGCCGGCCUUCUCUGGAUGCUGCUGCUAUGGAGUGGGAACCGGGGCUGUCGGGCCCAGAGGGCAGGUUGCAAAAGUGUCCACUACGAUCUGGUCUUCCUGCUGGACACCUCCUCCAGCGUGGGCAAGGAGGACUUUGAGAAGGUCCAGCAGUGGGUGGCCAACCUGGUGGACACCUUCGAAGUGGGCCCCGAGCACACCCGAGUGGGGGUCGUGCGCUACAGCGACCACCCCACCACGGCCUUCGAGCUGGGCCACUUUGACUCGAGGGAGGCGGUCAAGGCGGCCGCAGGAACCCUGGCCUACCACGGCGGCCACACCAACACAGGCGAUGCGCUGCGCUACAUCACCCGCCACAGCUUCUCCCGACAGGCUGGCGGCCGCCCCGGGGACCGCGCCUUCAAGCAGGUGGCCAUCCUCCUGACGGAUGGCCGCAGCCAGGACCUGGUGCUGGAGCCCGCGGCGGCAGCGCGCCGGGCGGGCAUCCGCAUCUUCGCGGUGGGUGUGGGGGAGGCGCUGAAGGAGGAGCUGGAGGAGAUCGCCUCGGAGCCCACGUCCGCCCACGUCUUCCACGUGUCCGACUUCGACGCCAUCGACAAGAUCCGGGGCAAGCUGAGGCGCCGCCUGUGUGAAAACGUGCUCUGCCCCAGCGUCCGUGUGGGAGGAGACCGCUUCAAGCACGCCAGUGGCGGGACCAAGGAAAUCACAGGUUUCGACCUGAUGGAUUUGUUCAGAGUGAAGGAGAUCCUGGGGAGGCGAGAGAACGGGGCGCAGAGUUCCUACGUCCGGAUGGGAUCCUUCCCCGUGGUGCAGAGGACUGAGGACGUGUUCCCUCAAGGGCUGCCUGACGAGUACGCCUUCGUUACCACCUUCCGGUUCAGGAAGUCGUCUCGGAAAGAAGACUGGUACAUCUGGCAGGUCAUCGACCAGUAUGGCAUCCCACAGGUCUCCAUCCGGCUGGACGGCGAGAACAGGGCGGUCGAGUACAACGCCGUGGGUGCCAUCGAGGAUGCCGUCAGGGUGGUGUUCCGCGGCCCCCGGGUCAGCGACCUCUUUGACCGGGACUGGCACAAGCUCGCGCUGAGCGUCCAGGCGCCGAACGUGUCCCUGUACAUCGACUGCGCGCUGGUGCAGACGCUGCCCAUCGAGGAGAGGGAGAACAUCGACAUCCAGGGCAAGGCCGUGAUCGGCAAGCGCCUCUACGACAGCGUGCCCAUCGACUUUGACCUACAGCGGAUUGUGAUUUAUUGUGACUCCCGCCACGCAGAGCUGGAGACCUGUUGCGACAUCCCCUCGGGCCCGUGCCAGGUGACCGUGCUGACAGAGCCUUCACCCCCGCCUCCAAAGCCUCCUACUUCCGGCAGUGAACAAAUCGGGUUUUUGAAGACAAUCAACUGCUCCUGUCCAGCUGGAGAAAAGGGUGACAGGGGCUCCGAUGGUCCCGUAGGACUCCCCGGCUUGAAGGGAGACGUGGGAGCCACUGGGCCCGUUGGAGCUCCUGGACCCAAGGGCGAGAAAGGGGACUCGGGCCAAGGACCUUCCUUCCAAGGAGAGAAGGGUGAAAAGGGUUCCCUGGGCCUGCCCGGCUCCCCCGGGAGAGACGGCAGCAAAGGCAUGCGGGGGGAGCCUGGAGACCCGGGAUUGCCUGGCGAGGUGGGCAUGCGGGGACCGCAAGGACCCCCUGGACUUCCCGGACCUCCUGGCCACGUUGGAGCUCCUGGCCUCCAAGGAGAACGAGGGGACAGGGGAGCCCGAGGAGAAAAGGGGGAGCGAGGCCUGGAUGGAUUCCCCGGGAAGCGCGGGGAGACUGGAGAGCAGGGGACACCUGGCCCUCCCGGCCCGGCAGGACUGCAGGGAGAGAAGGGUGACGUGGGGCCUGCAGGACCACCUGGGGUACCGGGCUCCGUGGUGCAGAGGGAGGGCCUGAAGGGCGAGCAGGGAGCUCCGGGACCACGAGGUGACCAGGGCCCACCUGGGCCUCCGGGAGCUCCGGGUCCGAUGGGUCCAGAGGGCGAGGGCGGACCUCCCGGCUUGCAAGGUCUCCGGGGGAAGAAAGGGGAAGCCGGCGCGGCUGGAGUCGCUGGGUCGCCCGGGCCGCAGGGACCACUGGGACCACCUGGCGUGCCGGGACCCCCUGGACCCAGAGGCCCCCCGGGUUUGCCUGGAGAGAUCGGCUUCCCCGGAAAGCCUGGGCCGCCCGGGCAGGCGGGCCCACCCGGGAAGGACGGGCCGUAUGGACCCCCAGGCCUGCCAGGACCCAAGGGAGAGCCAGGAGGCAGAGGGGACGACGGGCUGCCCGGGAAGCCUGGCCUUCGGGGUGACGUUGGGGAGCAGGGCCUGGCAGGCCGACCUGGAGACAAGGGGCAGGCGGGGCUCCCGGGCGCCCCAGGAUUCCCGGGCCUGCGUGGGGAGAGAGGAGAGCGGGGAGAGAAAGGUGACCUGGGCCUUCCGGGACAGAAAGGCGACCGAGGCGACAAGGGUGAAGCCGGCCCAGUGGGCCCGCCUGGAGCACCCGGAACCACGUCCCUGUUCACCCCGCACCCGAGAAUGCCAGGGGAGCAAGGUCCAAAGGGAGAGCAGGGUGACCGUGGCCUGCCCGGGGAACCGGGGUCACAGGGCCGUCCUGGAGACCUGGGGCCUCCUGGAGCCCCGGGACUGCCGGGUCCCAAGGGACAAGAAGGUGCACAGGGAGCGCCCGGCGCAGCUGGAAACCCUGGCGCUCCUGGACCUGUCGGCCCCCCCGGUGCCAGCGGUUCCCCAGGAAGUGUGGGCCUCCCUGGCGUCAGAGGCCCCCCUGGGAAAGAUGGGGAGCGCGGCGAGAAGGUAAGGAAGGGCGAAGAGGGGAGCCCAGGGCCAGCCGGCCCCAGAGGUGAUCCUGGUGCACCCGGGACCCCCGGAGCGGGGAAGGACGGAGAGCCGGGACUCCGUGGGCCACCUGGCUUACCUGGACCUCUUGGAAUCAAGGGGGACCGAGGCGCACCUGGGGUCCCUGGCUUACCUGGCACCCGCGGAGACCCGGGCACCGGGGCUGCUGGCCCUCCUGGCCCUCCGGGCCCGGCUGGACCCGCGGGAGAUAAAGGACCCCCGGGAUCGCGAGGCUUACCUGGAUUCCCCGGCCCCCAGGGACCAGCUGGCCACGAUGGGGUACCAGGCAGUCCGGGAGGAAGAGGGCCGCCCGGCAAGCCAGGCCUCUCUUCACUGCUGUCUCCGGGGGACAUAAAUCUCUUGGUGAAGGAUGUGUGCAGUGACUGUCCUCCAGGCCCCCCGGGCCUCCCUGGUCUGCCGGGUUUCAAAGGGGACAAAGGUCUCCCAGGAAAGCCAGGGAGAGAUGGCACAGAAGGGAAAAAGGGAGACGCUGGGUCCAGAGGCCUCCCCGGGCCCCCAGGAGUGGCUGGGGCACAGGGCAGCAGAGGAGAGCGUGGCGCAGGCGGCGAGGCGGGACAGAAGGGCGAGCAGGGCCAUCCCGGAGUUCCAGGUUUCAUGGGGCCCCCAGGGAGCCCUGGGCCACCUGGAGCUGAUGGAAUCGCAGGAGCAGCUGGGCCACCAGGAACCCAAGGCCCCCCGGGGAAAGAAGGUCCUCCUGGCCCCCCAGGCCCGUCUGGGUCACCCGGAACCCCAGGAGCAGAAGGCAAAGAGGGCAGAGAUGGAAAACCAGGUCCCCCCGGAGACCCGGGCAAAGCAGGAGGGCCUGGUCUGCCAGGACCAGAGGGCGCCCGAGGCCCCCCCGGCUUCAAGGGACACACGGGCGAUUCUGGCGCGCCUGGUCCCCGGGGAGAGCCUGGUGCCGUGGGGCCCCCUGGCCGGGACGGGUCACCAGGGAAAGACGGUGACGGUGGACCCACAGGGCCGCAGGGUCCCCAAGGACUGAGGGGCCUGCCGGGUAAGAACGGAUCACCUGGAUCUCCGGGCGACCCUGGGCCUCCAGGAAACCCGGGCCAGAAGGGAAACAGAGGAGAACAUGGCAGCCCGGGACCCCCUGGCUUCCUGGGUCCCCGCGGAGCUCCGGGAGAGCCAGGCGAGAAAGGAGCUCCAGGCCAGGAGGGCACCCCGGGGAAGCCUGGAGAACCAGGACCCAAAGGAGAGAGGGGAGAUCCCGGGGUCAAAGGUGACAAAGGAGCUCCUGGUGGGAAUGGCCAGCCUGGGGAUCCUGGAAUCCCAGGCCACAAAGGCCACACGGGCCUGAUGGGCCCCCAAGGCCCACCUGGGGAGAGUGGGCCAGCCGGGCCCCCGGGGCCUCCGGGCCAGCCAGGAUUUCCGGGACUGAGGGGGGAGCCUCCCUCCCUGGACACCCUGCGGCGGCUCAUCCAGGAAGAACUGGAGAAACAGCUGGAGACCAAACUCGCCUACCUCCUGGCCCAGAUGCCCCCGGCGCACAUGAAGGCAUCUCAAGGCAGACCCGGGCCCCCAGGGCCCCCCGGAAAAGAUGGGCUUCCGGGCCGGGCAGGCCCUGUUGGGGAGCCAGGACGGCCUGGGCACGGGGGUCUGGAAGGGCCCUCCGGACCAGCAGGCCCCAAAGGUGAGCGAGGAGCCAAAGGUGACCCAGGUACGCCUGGUGUUGGCCUCCGAGGCGACGUGGGCCCCCCCGGAAACCCAGGGCCACCCGGGGAACCGGGCUAUGCUAAAGACGGGCUCCCCGGGACCCCCGGCCCGCAAGGGGAGACCGGACCAGCUGGACACCCCGGGCCCUCCGGCCCGCCCGGCCCACCUGGCCAGUGCGACCCCUCCCAGUGUGCCUACUUCGCCAGCCUUGCUGCCCGCCCAGGGAACGUGAAGGGCCCCUGA
Messenger RNA from Pteropus alecto (black flying fox), 4833 nucleotides. RefSeq names its product collagen type XXII alpha 1 chain (gene COL22A1). The transcript is spliced from 64 exons. Lineage: Eukaryota; Metazoa; Chordata; Mammalia; Chiroptera; Pteropodidae. Bases 1 to 4833 code for a protein of 1610 amino acids. The record is from RefSeq and is a predicted model, not a curated record.